GCGCUAACACUGCUAUUAGUCCCUAAUUGUGUUCCCUUCCCCAGGCGCCGCCCCACGACAUCCUAUUCAGUUACCUCAAGGUCCUCGCAGGCCCCGCGAUAAGUGCCUAUAUUUGGUCAUCCACGGACCCAGGACGUAGUAGUCCAGAGCAGACUGAGACAGAACUCGCGCCUCAUUUCGGACCUCGUCACGGCAUCGACAUGUAAUCUUUUCGGGUCUUGUACUCUUGGCGAGCCACUCGCAAUUUAGAUAAUUUGAUACCCCGUAUAUAUACUACUUCGUUCAGGCUACCUCCUCUGGACCGCGUGAACCUUUCCCACUAUUCUACCGUCUUGAUGGCAAUGGAGAUCAGCAAUGAUUCCGAUUUCUCACUCCCAAUGGCGUCAUUCCUUCGCAUUGGCACGUCCGAGGCUCAUGAAUCCGCAAGGCACAAUCAAGGCGGCAUGCGGCUCGUCAGCGGUGAGCUAGACAAAGAGGAAUACGUGUAUUUCUUAAUGAUGCUGUGGCACGUAUACACCGAACUCGAGCGGGGUCUAGAGACGCAUGCGUCGUACCCAACGCUACAACCAACGUAUAACCCUACAUUGCUUGCCCGCACUCCGAGUAUCUCCCAAGACAUAUCACAUCUACUUGGGGUGCCUGAAGCAGAAUGGCAGAUACAUCCAUUGCAUACUCCUUUUGUGGCAUAUACCACGCGCCUUCGAGAACUUUCUGAGUCUUCAGAUCCCACAUGUUUACUUGCACACGCUUAUGUCCGCUAUCUCGGUGAUAUGAGCGGUGGCCAAGUCAUACGACGACGUAUAGCCGAGGCAUACGACCUAGACGUGGAUCGAGGAUAUGGGACACGAUUAUACGACUUCAAGAAAUUGGACAGUAGUGAACCUGCGAACAUAGGGGAUAUCAAGAAAAUCAAGGAAUGGUACAAAGAUGGAAUGAACACUGGUAUUGGUGAUGAUACCGCGUUGAAAGCGGCUGUAUUGGAAGAGGCCUUGUUGGCCUUCAAGAUGAAUGUCAAUAUCUUCGAUUUACUAGCAGGGGAGGGGCGGGUCCAGGAACCACAGCACUCAGCUGUCUCAGUGCCGAAACAGGCCUAAGGCACUGUAUGACCCAAUAUUAGUUUCCUUCGGUGGCCUCCUUUCAGUAGCAAUGACCGUGGGCCUGGCUCAUGUCGUCUACAUGAGUGCUAGCGGCAGCAGUGGCAAUUGCGUGCUCAAGGGGGCGGAGUUUUGGUUACGAAGCAUUCUGCCGAUCUAGUGAUUCCAAGACGUAAUUUUAUUUCCAAUAGGUUGGAAUGGUUCGAGCUGUAGCAUACAUAUCAUCAUGAGUCAGACUUGCGUGUACUACUAUAAUGACAGUUUCUUGAAAUAAUGGAC
Messenger RNA from Suillus subalutaceus, 1373 nucleotides. RefSeq lists its product as uncharacterized. The coding region runs from base 336 to 1094 and encodes 252 amino acids. Gene Ontology annotation, biological process: heme oxidation. The transcript has 4 exons. The record is from RefSeq and is a predicted model, not a curated record. Lineage: Eukaryota; Fungi; Basidiomycota; Agaricomycetes; Boletales; Suillaceae. Gene Ontology annotation, molecular function: heme oxygenase (decyclizing) activity.